Molecule: messenger RNA, 9450 nt
Organism: Symbiodinium sp. CCMP2592
Lineage: Eukaryota; Dinophyceae; Suessiales; Symbiodiniaceae
Source: the annotation of a GenBank genome assembly
AUGGCGCAGGCCCCGCUCACGAUCGGCUUCCUGGGAGGCGGCCAGAUGUGUGAGGCGCUGCUUGGUGGCCUCUUGGCCCAGGGCACUGCAGAGGCGAGCAAAGCGCUCGUCAGUGAGCCCGUGGAGGCCAGAAGAGCAUACCUCGAAAGCAAGUUUGGCGUCCGCACGACGGCCUCAAAUGCCGAGGUCGUGAGCUCCCUGGGCGCCGGCGGUGUUGUAGUCCUGGCCGUGAAGCCGCAGGUGGCAUCGGCAGCGCUGAGCGGCCUGAGCCUUGGUAGCGACUCGCCGCUCUUUGUCUCGAUCAUGGCAGGGGUGACCCUCCAGAAACUUGCAGACAUGGGCCUGAGACGAGUUGCCAGGACGAUGCCGAACACCCCAGCGCUGGUCGGCCUCGGCGCGUCGGCCUACGUGCUUGGGCCAGGUGCUUUGCCCACGGACGGCGCCAUCGUAGAAAAGGUGAUGUCAGCAGUCGGCGUGUGUGAGAAGCUGGGCGACGAGAAGCUUCUGGAUGCCGUAACCGGGCUGUCCGGAAGCGGCCCGGCCUAUGUGUACAUGAUGAUCGAGGCCAUGGCAGAUGGUGGCGUCAGAAAUGGCCUCACCCGAGAUGUGGCGCUGAAGCUGGCUGCGCAGACGGUCAUGGGCGCAGCCAAGAUGACCAUCGCGGGUGACAAGCAUCCCGCCCAGCUCCGAAAUGCUGUGGAGUCUCCCGGCGGUACGACCAUCGCAGGGACUACCACCUUGGAAGCCACCGGCUUCCGGAACGCCGUGAUCUCUGCAGUGACGGCCGCGAAGGUUCCUCCUGGCUUAGAGGUGCACUCUUCUUUGCACUUGGGUCAAUCCAUUCUUAUUCGAGGCCUACUCUUGAGCACAGUUCUUUGUGGGCGCUUCAUCAUCCCUAUACAAUCCACGCACAUCCGCUCCAAACCGCCUAGCGAAGAGGAGCCGGGGCGUUUCAAGGUGCAGCAGCAGGCUUUCCUGUUCGCCAGGGCAGCAGCAGCGGGGGGCACCAAAGUGUCCGACACAGGGCGCCUGGCAGCGCUGGACGGUGUGCGCUGUCUUGCCCUCUUAUGGGUCUUUGCGCUUCACUCUUUCCGCUCGGAGUUCGCGAAUGUGUAUACCGGAGAGGAGCUUGCCGAUCCCAGGCUCCGCAAAGGAGUUCUGCUGCAGUGGUGGAGCCAGCCUGCGCUUCAAGGCAACACUGGGGUCGAUGCCUUCUUCGUGCUUAGCGGCAUGCUGAUCAGCAGCACCUACUUGCAGAAGGAUGUUGAGAGGCUUCCGCGCCCGCUUCACGCAGCUCUCUUCUGCCUCCGCCGCGUCUUUCGUAUCUGGCCCAUGGUCGUCGCUGCCGUGGGCACCGCCUUCCUGAUGGCUGCUAGCUCUCCGGACUUCGCGGUGCACUGGCGCUCGGCCCUGGCCUGGCCAUACUUGAUUUUGAUGCCGAACUUCUUCCCGAACAGUCUCGGAAUCACGGGCAUCGGCCACCUUUGGAGCGUCAGCGUCGAGAUGCAGAUGUAUCUCCUCACGCCUUUGCUCAGCGAACUGAUCUUCAAUGUUUCGGCCGGUCGGCGCCGCCGCGGUGGUUUCGCUUUGCUCGGAGGCCUUUCCCUUUUGAGUCUCGGGCUCCGGGCCUGGUGGGUCUUCGGACCGCCGCAGAUGAUGGACGAGCCGUGGUGGCCUCCCCCGCCGCUCUACACCAAUGUCUUCGCCCGGAUCUCACCCUACCUCAGCGGCAUGGCGCUGCACUUGGCCUUGCAGGAGUGUGAGACUCAAGACGCCACGAUGCAGAAGGUCGUCUGUGCAGCGCUUGCUGAUGGCCUCUCCAUCGUGUCGCUGUUGCUUUCUGGGUUGGUGGGGCACCACUACUUCCCGGCACCGAGCUUUAUGGGGGAACUGCUUCCGGACUCUGUCGAGAAGCUGGUCGUCGUUUCCUGGCCUCCGCUCUUCGGCUGGUGCCUGGCCAGAUGCCUCUAUCGAAUUCUGACUGCCAAGGCUCCCAAGAAGGAUGCUGGCCUCUGGGGCCACUUCGUUCCCUGGUACUGGUGCCAGCAGUUCUUGGGCGCUUCCUGCUUCUUCCGCCUAGCGCUGCUCUCCUACAGUGCCUAUGUGAUGCAGUUCGUUGCACCGCUGCCGCUAACCUUUAUCGACAACCGCUUGGAUCUGAGCUGGGCAGGCCUUGCACCGCAGGACAGACUGGGGGCGAUGCUGCGAGCACCGGUCCAGUUCGCCCUUUGGACAACUCUGUCUUGCCUCAUUGCGCUGCCCUACCAUGCUUUUUUCGAGGCACCGGGAAUGAGGCAGCUGCGCUGCGCGCAGCGCUGGUGUGAGGAACACCGGCCGGAUUGGCAGGUCCUGACUUUCGUGUACCAGGCUGGGUGCGACUUCUUGGAGCAUCUUGGAGCAUCAGGGAUCCACUUCAAACUUCUGUUGCCAUCUGCAGAUCUCGGCAAAAUGUUGCAUGAGCUUGGUGACAGGGCCUACUGCGCCGGUGGAAGCAAGAAUAUCCAGGAUGUGGACAAGUUCAUCAUUCGGAAGGCCGUGGACGAGCAGAAACGGGGGUCGAUGGUCAAGAUCAUUUCGAAUGACAACUUUUCUGAGUACAUCGGCAAAGUGGAAGACUUCCGCUUUGAUGAAGCCUGGAUCCGCCAGAAUGCGAAGUGCCCGCACCGGAACAUGUGCCCGCUUCGCUUGGACUGCCAGGUGAAAGAGAUUGUCGAACACGUCGAAGAAAGGGCAGGGGCAGUGCAAGCAGAGUGCUUGCUCCAGCGGUCAAAGCUCCGUGGAGAAGUUCUCAAUACCUUUGAACUUGAGCUGCCUUGCCACGGGUGGUGUGAGGGGAAUACCGCGGCAUGGGACAAGAAGUGCAACUGGACAAAUUGCAAAGGUUGUGCCCCAUGCUCACAACCAGCUGGUUGCUUGCCGCCGACCACGUUUUCAGGCUGGGGCGACGGUGGUUAUCAUGACAACUUCAAAGGCUGGUACGAUGUACAGGGCUGUGGUGAGUGCCAUGACUACUGCCGCUGGGUGGGCGGGUCUGGUUCAGGCGGUGAUCCCAAGGAGAAGCUUAUCCACGAGGCAUCUUUUUGGAGCUGCAGGCUUGCGGGAACCUCCGCCAUCCAUUCCCCGAGUGGAGCAUUUCAGUCUUGGAACUUCGACAAAUGUUCGGGCGAGGGUGCAGUCGCGCCUGCGCCGGCACCUCCAGCAACACCCUAUGUCCCUGGUUCACCUGGAGGUGCCUGGUCCGAGCAAGAGCUGCGGGAUGUGCGAGCCAAAAUCCACCGCAUCAUCAAUGAAGGCAAUCAAGUGUUCAAUGAGCUUGGUCUUCAGGUGGAAGAGCAGUGGACCUCCGUUCCCAGUGCAGGAAAGCUGCUCAGGCUCGGGUUUCACGAUUGCAUGAAAUACAAAGACGGCACAGGUGGAUGUGACGGAUGCCUUGAAUGGAAGGGCGUCGGUGUGCGAAUCCCACGUUCUGACCUUCAGAAGGGAAAAUUUCCUGCUGACGGUGAGGGCGAUGGCCACAACAACGGUCUCGGCUAUGUCGUUGAAGUUCUGGAGGCAAUUUAUACCGACCGAAGCUUUCCUGCCAAGACACCGCUGCUAUCCCUUUCCUUGCAACAAUCAGGCAAGUCUCGAGCUGAUCUCUGGGCUUUCGCAGCAGUUGUUGCUGUGGAGUACAGCCUGGAGCUCAACAACAUGGCUUGCGACAACCCGACGAUUCUGCAGCCUGGUCAAUGCCACCCUCGUGACGGACAGCCAGACUGCAAGCUGGAAAUGCCGAGACCUAUCAUCUUCAAGACGGGUAGGAAGGAUUGCUUGAGCUCUUUGACACCUUCGUACAAGCAGGACAAGGAAGAAACCCAUCCGAAUCCGCAAUCGAACGGACAAGGCACUGUGGACUACUUCAAGCGAGACUUCAACUUCAAUGGCAGGGAGACUGUUGCUAUCAUGGGGGCUCACACACUUGGAAGAGUGCAUGUGAUUAACAGUCUUUUCCGGUACACUUGGAAGGCGAAGUCAGAGAAGUUGUUCAACAACGGUUACUUCCGGAAUCUCGCGAAGAAGAAGGAUUGGUAUUAUCCAACAGGGGUCGCAGCUCCAUGCAAGCGCGUGGGGAAUGCAACUGGUCACAGACCCGUGGCCAGGUGGAUGCCUCAUGUUCGCGGCGACACGGUCGCUGGAGGUCCUGUCCAGUGGCUGCAAGAGAAGCUUGUUUGCCCAGACUGGAAUCCAGAUUCACAGGAGAUGGACACAUGCGACGAAAGUGAGCUGAAAUGGAAGUUCGUCAUGGGUCAGGAUGAGACGGCCCUUCCUUGUGAGAUGGGCUUGUAUGUGGAUUUUCAAGUCGAUGCUAACGGAAUUCCAUCUGGGUGUCCCGGAUUCGAAGACUUCAACAUGGAGAAAUGGGGCGGCAUGUUGGACACGGACGCAGGUGGCUUGAAGAACUACCAUUACACUUGGACAAGAAUUGACGGCAAGCUGGCUGAACCAAAGUGCCCCUUGCAGAAGCUUGCGGAGCCCACCGGCUCGACCCCGCUGCAUCAAAUCGUCGACGAGUUUGCCGACAAUGCAACCAUGUGGCUUGAGAGCUUCAUUCCUACAUUCGAGAAGAUGCUUGCAAAUGGCUACUCUGAGUCUGAGUUGCAGGCUGCGCCCGCAACCGAUAGCUCCUUCGUGAAAUGCCCAUUCCAAGACAGCGCCGAUGCAGGUGGCAAGCCGCUGGAGUUACUGGCAGACGCCGUGGACGGCACCUCCCCAGCGCAUGGGCCGCCGAAGCAGAAGCCGACGAAGCAGUGCGCCUACGUUGCUGUCCUCUUCGGUCCGGACAAGGAUCUGCUGCAGCGCUUCAUUCUCGGCGCCAUGGUUCUGGGCUUCUCUCUGAAGAAGUCCGGAACCCGCCAUGACUGUGUCCUGCUGCACACGCCGGAUGUGCUGGAUGCACCCGGUGCUGGUGCUCUGGAGAUAUACUGGAAACUGCAUGAGGUGGAGUACGUUGAGGCAGCACAGAAGCUGAUCGCCAGGAGUGAGAAGCGCUUCAAGCACGUCUUUACGAAGCUGCAACUCGGCCUCAAGCUCCUAGAAGGGAUGGGCGUGUGGGCCGUUCUAGGUUUGGGGCGGGCCAGGCACGCUUUCGGCUGCACGGACUACCACCGAGUGAUCCUCUUGGACCUGGACCUGCUUAUCACGGACAAUGUGGACGAGCUCAAGGACUUCAAACCGCCGGCGGCCCUUCGACGCGGACACAAGGAACUGCCACCGGGGGUGGAAAUCGGAUUGUCCUUCUUCAACAAGUCCGGGCAGCAGCAGUAUGGCAUGAACUUAGGCGUCGCAGUCCUGCAACCUUGCCAGAACGAGCUCGAGAAGAUGUUGGAAAGCGUCCGCAGCGAGCGGGACCCCAUGCACCAAGCCACGACCGGUCCGGAGCAGGACUUCUUGACGCGCUGGUUCCGGAGCAAAUGGAAUGCACUGGAUGUCAAGUACAACUACCAGCUCCACCAGAUGCACUACGCUCUGGGCCACGAGGGUGCCGGCGCAGAUCGGCUCACCCGGGAUUUGGGCAGCAUCAAGGUGUUGCACUUCUCCGGUGGCGUGAAGCCUUGGGACUUCUUCUUCGACUCAGCGGACAGAUCCUUCGAGGAGUUCUGCAGCGCCACGCUGAUCCCAGCGUACUGUCGUGCCGAAGGAGCGAGCAUCGACGUUUUGGAGGACAGGCUGCUGAUUGCGGCGGUGAUGUGGCACGAAGAUUGUCAGGCCAUGUGGCGAGAUCUGCUCAAAGAGCUUGUGGCCGGCCCGGCUUGUCGGGCCUGCGGCGAAGCGUUUGCCGAUGAGGAGCUGCUGGUCCGGUUGCAUCACACGUUCUUCGAGUGCCCGGCUGUGGCGGAUUUGGAUUACAUUCCGUGGCCGGAGGAUAUCAACAACCCGUUGCCUGUGGAGUUGGCAGAUCUCGUGUCCUUCAUCGGGACGGUCAUGGAGCGUCGUCGCUGGUUGCAGACUCCAGCCGAACCCUUGCGAAGCGCACCUGAGGAGGCAAUGUCGAGCGGAACUGCCGAAGCGAGAGAUUCUGCUGCAUCGAAUGUGGGCAUGGACACGGUGGACGCACGCCAUAUGGAGGCUCGCGAGACGGGAGUCCAGUCGGGCGGCUUCAACAUGCACGGGGCUCCCCCGGCCCGGGCUGAGAAGACGCCGAAGACGCUUCACCUCGUCCUCUACCCGGCACCCUCGCAUGCUCGCAGCUCUGCAGAGACGUCGGAGGCGGCGCGCGCGCUGGAGUUGCCGAAGGCCCCGCAACGACUCCGAGACACUGGCUCCGUGCUGGAUCAAGUGCGGGAUGAGAUCCUGGCCCAGGUGGACAGCGAGCGUGUCACGGUGAUCGUAGCUCCCACUGGCUGCGGAAAGAGCACAGGAAUACCUCAAAUGAUUUUGGAUGCCGUGGACUCCGAUGUCGACCGGCGAAUUCUUUGCACACAGCCUCGGCGAGUGGCGGCAACAAGUUUGGCACGUCGCGUAGCUGCACUGCGCGGAGAAGCUCCAGGGGGAGAAGUGGGCUUCCAAAUUGGAGGUUGCAGCGAGGUGAGCCGUUCUGGGCGCACUCGCCUGGUCUUUGCUGCAGCUUUGCUAGAGAUGGUCACAGCCAUCGCCAUGAUUCAAUGCCUGCAGGAGACUACCACGUUCACGCACCUGAUUAUUGACGAGGUGCACAUCCGCGACUCCUUCAUCGACUUCUUGUUGACCUUGGUGGUAACCCGGGUGCUCAAGCGCAAUCCUCGCGUCAAGAUUGUCCUGAUGAGUGCUGCUAUGGAUUCAGCCACCAUCACCAACUUCUUCGCAAAGGCUUUGAACGGUCAUGUGCCCAAGCUCAUGGACCUGGACCGCUGCCGCCCGCACCCUCUCACAAUGAAGUACCUCGACGAUUUCGACUUCUUCACGACGAAAGGCUAUCGCCGCGAGAGGCCCGACGGCAUCUGGGAGGUGAUGGGCGUGCCUGCGGAGUGGAAUCAGGAGGAGGUAGCGGAGCUCUACGCGGAGUUCAUCUCCGAGCUGCACCGCACGCGCCCGCCGCGAGACGAUGGUCAGCUGGAGUCCUUCCUGGUCUUUUUGCCGGGGAAGCGCGAGGUUUCUCUUCUGGCCGAGAAGUUGGACGAUGGGAACCGGCAGGCUGUCGGAGUUCGCCAGCUGGACAUCAAGUGCGUCUUCGGUGGUCAGACUGUGGAGUCUCAGGAGAAGGCGCUGGUGAAAUCAGCUAUUGCCGCGAGUCGCACUGUCAUUCUUGGGACUGACGUGAUCGAGUCCUCCGUGACCAUUCCGGACGUUGACCUCGUGAUCGACAGCUGCGAGCACAAGCGCCUGCGAUGGGACCCGUCCAAGAAGCAGAGCCUCCUCACGAUGCUCUUGAUCAGCCAGGACGAGGCGAAGCAGCGUGCAGGCCGCACUGGCAGGCUUCGCCCAGGUAUUGUGAUCCGAAUGAUUUCCUGCCGCUGUUACGACCGCCUGGCCCCGCAUGUCGAGCCUCAGAUCAAGCACUCUCGUCUCGAAGAUGUGUUGCUUACGAUCUUCGAGCUGCCGAACCUCGGGGAUCCGCGGGAGUUCCUGAAACAGAUGCCGGAUGCACCAGAUCCGCUGCGUGUUGAGACUGCGAUCACGAGGUUGCUGGAGCUGAAAGCACUUGACAAGGCUGCGGCAGUAGAAGGCGGUGCGAAUGCAAGGCCGACAUGGUUCGGGCGGUUCCUGCAGAAGAUGCCCUUGGAUCCUGAAGUGGGCCUCCUGGUGAUGAAUGGGGUUCGUCUGAGACUCGUCAAGGAGUGUGCGAUUUUGGCAGCAGUGCAUCAGCGGGGAGAUCCCUUUCUGGACCACUUGGACUUCUCUCCGCAGGAAGUCCGCAGCUUGCGCGAGGUGCGUGACGCUUGCUCUCCUGGCCGGGGCUCUGGUGCUCGGCCGCUGCCUGGGGACCUGAUGGCCGGCCUCGGUGCCUAUCGAGCGUGGCAGGCGCACGUGGCGAGGUCUGGGAGCUGGUCGUCGGUGGAGCACGAGGCACACUGGUGCCAGCAGCACUUCUUGAGCUUGGAUCGCCUUCACGAGAUCGAAGAGAUGGUAACUCAAAUUCACGAUGUGCUGGAAGAGAUGGGAUACGCACCUGGACUCACCCCACAGGAGAAGGAGCGUAUGCGCAGACGACGGCAAGAGAAGCUGUCAGUGAAGGUCGAGCGCAGCCAUCCGGCAAACUAUCCUGGUGAGGACAUCCGCUUGCUCCUGAAUUCUGAGCCCAUGCACAGAGACACCGAGCUGCUCCUGGCCUGGUGCAUCGCUGCCUCCUUCACCGCGGGAAUCCUGGAAAUCACGAAUGGCUCGAGCACGGAGCAGCUGAAGUACCGCUCGAAGCGCGAUCGACAAGAUCUAAUUCUUCCAUACCUACGCCAGUGCGGCUUCCGUGUUCAGAACCACAGGAUCCUGAAGAAGGGUGACGUGCAGAUCACUUUCAGCAGCCCAGAAGAAGCUCACCGGGCAUAUCAGGAGGCAGCCCUGGUGAACAACAACUUCGUGCCCUUCCAGGGAGCAGACUCCUGGGGUCGGCCGAAUGCGCGCACGACGAUCCAGCCGCGGAAGUGCUACGAGGACGCGCCGGUGCGGAUCGUCAACAGUUCCCUUGCGCAGCUGCCGCCCACAGAGGAUGCCACAGUGGUGGCUGCAGAGGUCUUGCCCUGCAUGGAUCAGAAGAGGAAGUCCAUGUCCUACUUCUGCACGAAGUGCUCUGUGGUCCCCUCUGGCAUCCUUCCCCUGGUGCUUUGUGCCACCUACCCACCGGUGCGUGUGGACAAGCAGACACCCGGGAUCUGGAAGGUCAGCUUUCAGGUCCAUGGCCACAAGGAGGAGCCACUCCCACCAGAGUCAGUGUUGCAAGUACCUUCCUUCUCGUGCAGGAGCGAGAGUAUCGGGCCCCCAGUGAGAAGGUGGAAGGCUUGCUGGACCGAAUCCGCAAGCACCUUUGGCUGGAAGAAUGCAGAUGUGCACUCAAAAGAUCUCUUCGUCGACGGUUUCUUUCGCUUCCAGGGCUGCUUCGGAAAAGUGAGGCAGCUCGACACCGAGUUUGGCAGCACUCACGAAGCCCGCGACCGUGUGGUGGAGGACAUGCCGUUCACGCGGAGCUGUUGCAUAGAGUCGGAACCAGAGCAAAGCACAGCGCUGAACCCCACUUUCAACUUGGCUCUGGCAGGGGAUUCGAGACUCUUCUUAGUGGGACGCGUGCAAACAGCGGAGCGGCGGAAGGCCAUUCUGGAGCUCUUGACACUGUUGGACUCGCCUCAGCCGCCACCGAUGGAGCUGCUCUCCAGCCCAUUGUGCUUCCGCCAGGGCACCCGGCCCCGUCGUGGAGGGUUUGAUGCCUUUGGCCUGGACCUGGACAUCGCAUUCCUGCAAGCCUUGGGCGAGACGGAUUUCGGAGCAUUCUCGCUCGAUGAUUGA